Molecule: messenger RNA, 1099 nt
Organism: Neocloeon triangulifer
Lineage: Eukaryota; Metazoa; Arthropoda; Insecta; Ephemeroptera; Baetidae
Product: peptidyl-tRNA hydrolase 2, mitochondrial-like
Exons: 6
Coding region: 186-854 (222 amino acids)
Cellular component (GO): cytosol; mitochondrion
Molecular function (GO): peptidyl-tRNA hydrolase activity; protein binding
Source: RefSeq, a predicted model, not a curated record
CUAUUGCUAUUGUUUCCCCUCCUCUCUAUGUUUGGAUUUGGAAGACAAAUUUGGAAGGUUUUUGUGGCUGCAAUCAUUUCUGCUGGAUAAAUGUUCUUAUUUUGUUGAAAACUUUUCAUGUGACCCUCUCGCUGCUUUGCAAUCAAAUAUUUGAAGGAACUUAAUUUCAUCUUAUUGACACUGUGAUGAAUGAAGAAGCUGCCGGUGGGGACCCCCAGCAGGGUUGGAAGCCUAAUCCGGAGUUUCUCCAAACUCUAAUGAGUAUGGGGAUUGAGAGAGCAGCUGCUGAAACCGCCCUUCAAAUCACAGGCAACCAGUCUGCAGAACUUGCUGCCAGCUUUUUGUUUGACAAUGAAGAGGACUGGGGCAUGGCAAGCGCGGUAGGCGGGCCUGGCGAUGACACUGUAUCUCAAAAUAGGGUUCAAAUCGAUCCUCUCGAUGACUGGACCUCAGCCCCACCAGUGGAGGUUGUGACGAACGUGGUUGGGGCAGGAGACUCGAGCAAAAUGGUUUUUGUUAUCAACACCGAACUGAGCAUGACUCCAGGAAAAAUUGCUGCUCAGGUGGCACACGCAGCUUUGGCCUUGCACAGGAAACUUCAGUAUAUGUGCUCAGCGGGAACUGACAUAUUGACACAGUGGGAACAAUCGGGUGAGAAGACCGUAGUGCUGAAGUGCAAUAAUUUUCCUGAACUAAAGAGGCUCCACGAAAAAGCAGAUUCAAUGAAUGUGGCCAACUGCAUUAUCCAUGACGCUGGUCGUACUCAGGUUGCCCCGAACUCGGCAACAGUUAUGGGAUUGUUCGGAUCUGAAAAGGACGUUGAUGAUAUUACUGGCUCACUCUCACUGCUGUAGAGAAAGUUGCUUCAAGCUGAAGGAUUAUACAAUUUUUUGGGAUUUUGUUGACCCCUGCUACUGCUUUGCUCUUUUCUUAUUUUGCGCAACUUGUAUUAAUUAUACCGCAAAGUGAGUAUUGGCCCAUUUAAACAUUCCAGGCUUAAAGAAAUCGAGCUACAGCAUCCUUGCGUACCUUGCAUUAUUUAUGUAGAUUGUACAUAAAUUUUCAUUUAUGAAUAAAACGAGCGCAUUGCCGCAAUAGA